Molecule: messenger RNA, 3679 nt
Organism: Rhododendron vialii
Lineage: Eukaryota; Viridiplantae; Streptophyta; Magnoliopsida; Ericales; Ericaceae
Product: disease resistance protein At4g27190-like
Exons: 3
Coding region: 606-3278 (890 amino acids)
Molecular function (GO): ADP binding
Source: RefSeq, a predicted model, not a curated record
AUCGCGUCUAUUUUGGUCCGUCGCGUCUAUUUUGCUCCAUCACGUCUUUUGAUCGUCUAAUUCUCGUCACUUUUGACCCUUGGUAGCCAAAACUUCGUCUACAACUCAGUUGGAGAAUGAUGUUCUCGUCAACUCAUCAUCUGGCACUCUUUACCUGUACGGCAGUACUAUUCUUCCGCAUAGCACUGUUCAUAUGUACAGUGCACCAUACGUUCAACGCUAGCUACCACAGACACUGGAUAAUUUCUCUCUGAGUGGUAAUAAUAAUUGAUGCCAGCUGUAUUCCUUUGUUGACUGCAAAGUCUGCUCAGCAGACCAACAAUUGAUAGUGGAGCAAAUUACUCCAUUUAGCCUCUGCUUCACUUUCUUCUUCUUCGUCUUCGUCUUCUCUCUUUUCUCUUCCGCAGCUUCUCCUCUUCAACUCCGAUUGUUUGGCCGGCACAUGUGGGCAACGUCGUCGGGGUUGUCUCGUCAUCGGAAUUUCAUCGCUGAAUUCGUCUCGUCAAGAGUUACUCUGGUCAAACGAGUUCGGCAGCGUGAUUGAAGGGUUGAAGCAUCUCCAAAAGGACUCACUGAAGAGAAAACGAAGAAAGAGUGGAUUGAAAAUGUGUAGCCCAACAAUUGUACUGGAUAAAAUUGUAGAGAAAAUUGUUGACAAAGUAUUCGAACCAGUGGGGCGUCGUCUCAGUUAUCUUUUUCAUUACAAGCAGAAUAUGAAGGAUCUUGAAGUUGAGAUGAAUAAGCUUCAAAAGCGGAGAACAACCAUUAAAGGACAAAUUGAUGAAGCCAAGACUAGCGGUGAUGUUAUUCUUGAUAAUGUUUCAGAGUGGCUAAAUGGAGCAGAAAGGCUGAGACAAGGAGUUGACACGUUUAUGGAGGAAAAAACUGUCAAGGAAAACGUUCAGUGCUUUAAAUUUUCAUGUCCUAACUUCAUCUCAUGGUACAAGCUAAGCAAAGAAGCCGAAAAGAAGAUGGGCGAUGUGAGAAGUCUCUAUGAGGAAGGAAACUUUGGUACAAAUAUCGCACGCCGUGCACCACCUCCUCCAGAACUACAAUUUCCAUCCAGCGGGGCAUACAUCAGUUUUGAUUCAAGAGAAUUGGUUUUCAAGAGGAUCAUGGAGGCAUUAACAGAUUCCAAGGUUAAUGUGAUUGGGGUAUAUGGAACAGGAGGGGUGGGUAAGACGACAAUGGUCGAAAGGGUUGGCGAACAAGUGAAAAAAGAUGGACUUUUUGAUGAAGUCGUGAUGGCAGUUGUCUCUCAGGAUGUAAAUGUGACCAAAAUCCAAGAGGUACUCGCUGACCGUUUGGGUCUAAAACUGGAAGCGAAAACUGAAGUGGGGAAAGCAUAUGAACUCUGGAAUAGAUUGAACAAUGGGAAGAGAAAUCUUGUAAUAUUGGAUGAUACUUGGAAAAAAUUGAACUUGAAGGAAAUAGGUCUUCCUAUCACAGAUGGAAACGAAAGUUGCAAAGUUGUUCUAACAUCACGAAACCAACGUGUCUUCAAAGAUAUGGACGUUCAUAAAGAUUUUCCAAUCGAAGUGUUGUCGGAGGAAGAGGCGUGGAACCUAUUUAAGAAGAAGAUGGGAAAUAGUGGCGAGUCCAAUGAUCAACUUCAUGACAUAGCAAAUGCAGUUUGUAAAGAGUGUCAAGGCUUGCCAGUUGCUAUACUUGCAGUUGCAACUGCAUUGAAAGACAAGAGUAUGGAUGACUGGAAAAGUUCACUAGAUAAACUUCAAAAGUCCAUGCUAAAUGACAUAGAGGAUAUUGACCCGAAUUUGUUUAAGUCUUUAAAGUUGAGCUAUGAUUACUUAAAAUCGAAGGAUGCAAAAUCGUGCUUCUUGCUCUGCUGUUUGUUCCCAGAAGAUGCCCAGGUUCCAAUUGAGGAGUUGGCAAGUCACUGCUUGGCGAGGAGGUUGCUUUGUCAAGAACCGACCACAUUGGAAAAAGCAAGAGUUAUUGUAUGUUCAGUGGUUAAUACCCUCAAAACUAGUUGUUUGCUUUUAGAUGGCAAAAACGAUGAUUUUGUGAAAAUGCAUGAUAUCGUGCGAGACGUUGCUAUUUUAAUAGCAAAAGAAGAGAAAGCAUUUCUAGUCAAACAUGGUGUCGAAGAGUGGCCAGAGACGGGGACUUGCAAGAAAUACUUGGCAAUCUCAUUAAGGUCCGAAACUAUUAGCGAGCUUCCUGAUGAGUUGGUAUGUCCGGAACUCCACACUUUAAUGCUGGGAUGUAGCAGCAAUAAAUUUGAGCGCGAUACUAAAAUUCCGGACAGGUUUUUUAGAGGGACAGAGAAACUUAUGGUUUUGGAGUUGGACAAUGUAAGCAUGUUGCCACUACCAUCUUCACUUCGACAAUUGACGGAACUUCGAAUGUUUUGCCUAAAUGAAUGCAAGUUGGGAGAUAUAGCUAUACUCAAGUGUCUCAAGAAUAAGCUUGAAGUACUUCGACUCCGAGGUUCUGAUAUAAAGGCGUUGCCACCUGAGGUAGGAGAGUUAACUCGUCUUCGGUUGUUAGAUCUGGGGCAUUGUAAAGAGCUCAAUGUGAUUCCAAAUGGUGUCAUAUCCAAAUUAUACCGGCUUGAAGUACUACGUUUCCCACGUGGCUUCGAGAAUUGGGAGGGCACAACAGGCAAUGAGGAAAUAAGCAAAGUGAGCCUUGACGAGCUAAUGCCAUUGACUCUGUUAUCGACAUUAGAUAUUCACAUACCACAUCCCAGGAUGUUGCCUAGAGACCUUGAAUUUCAGAAUUUGAUCAGAUUUAAUAUUACAGUGGGUGCCACACGAUACUACGAUAGCGAAGAUUAUUCAGAGGUGGUGCUUAGGGGCAUUGACAUUGAUGAUGAUUUCAACAUCUUGGAACGCCUACUUGGCAAACCUGGAAGAGGUGGACUAUACCCAUCAAGAUCCUUCAAUAACUUAACUCAACUAUACCUUGACGAUUGCAGGUUGAAAUAUCUCUUCUCCCCCUCCUGCGCAAGAGAACUUCUGCAACUCCAAAGUCUACAAAUAUGGGAAAGUGAGAUCAUGGAAGCGGUAAUUGGAAAUGAAGGAGAAAAGGAUGAAGAAAUAAUCGCAAAUGUUAUAAACUUCAGUAAAUUGAAAUCUUUGAAGUUGCAUGGACUACCACGCCUCAUAAGCUUCUAUCCUCGGAUAAAGAAGGCAACAAUAAUCGAGAGUCAUUAUUUUCCACCUACACAGUCUCUCUUUAAUGCAAAGGUAAGCUUCGUCAACAUUACAUUUAUAAGCAAUGUUACGGUAAAACCACAAUUAGGUACUAUGUGAUGUGUCAUAAUUGCAUUGGUAGAAAAAUUCUUUGUUUCUUUUUGGUAAAUAGGAAAAAAGAGAUCAUAUUCUUCACUCUCUUUUUUUUUGCCUUAAUCAUGUAAUUAAUUAUCGAGAAUAUCCUUGGCUCUUAAAACCACCGCUUGGAAAUUAUUGCAAUUUGAUACAAUUAUAUUCUACACACUACUACAAUAAUAGAUAUGCGUCACACUAAGGAGAUUCACAAAGAUCACGGUUUUCAGUAAAGCGUGAUAAAAAAUUGUGCUUAAAAUUUUUUAUCUCAGUUUAAGUCCAAAGCUGAGAUAAAAAGUGGGUUUUAGCGCGAAAUAAAAGAUCUCGCUUUUGUGGCGAGAUAAAAGAAAAACAACCUCAUCCUUGCGGCGUGAUAAAAGAUUUUAGGG